Messenger RNA from Opisthorchis viverrini, 1608 nucleotides. RefSeq lists its product as hypothetical. Gene Ontology annotation, cellular component: Golgi apparatus; FAR/SIP/STRIPAK complex. The record is from RefSeq and is a predicted model, not a curated record. NCBI's taxonomy places the organism in Eukaryota, Metazoa, Platyhelminthes, Trematoda, Opisthorchiida, Opisthorchiidae. Bases 1 to 1608 code for a protein of 535 amino acids. Gene Ontology annotation, biological process: positive regulation of MAP kinase activity; regulation of Golgi organization. Gene Ontology annotation, molecular function: protein kinase binding. The transcript is spliced from 10 exons.
AUGAAACAAACGCGCAGUCGGAUGAACCUGGAGCUACCCAAAAAAUUCAGUGUAUUCUGCAGAACGCGUCCUGACUUUUUUCUGAACCAUAAUUACGGGCUUUUGAGCCAAAGGCCUUGGCAGAGGAUCCUAAUCCUCCUCCUACCUAGAUCUGGGCGCUCUUGCGGUAUUCCGGCCCGCUUACCGCUGCGUACGACAACUAACAAUGCUCUCGUGCUACAUCGGCCGUCACGUGGAUUCACCAUCCGGGUCCCCUUUGAUGCAUACAAAAAAUUGUUCAGCUAUAGCGCCCUUUCGGUGCCUAGUUGUCAUGCUACCCGAAGGUCGCGCGAGGGCUGGGAUACUGCCAGGUUGCCCAAGCCUAGACAGGGGAAAUCGAGAGGCAGAGGUGGGGUUCGAACCACGGGCCUUCGGUCAGUGCAGCUUCUGUGUCUUACGUCAGCAACAGCCCUAAACACUUCGAAUUACACUUUCAAACACCAACCGCCGGCUUAUUUGGUUUCCUUUAACGUUCCCACACGGAAGCAAGCAUUGCAACAAGUAGCUUUUACUCAUACACUGGAUUCCGUCUGCAUAACAUAUGCUGUCUGCCAGAAACAAGGAUACGGAUCGCAAGUACUCUAUUUUGCUGGACAUUACGGAACUGUUUUGGUCUUUGAUGAUGUCAAUGACAAAAGGCUUCUGUGCACCUAUCGAACGAAACAAAUGGAAUUCCCGGUGGACGUUUCCAACAUUUUCGUUUCUUCCAUUUCCGGGUUUUCGGGUCCACUAAACUUCUCACCCUGUACGAACGCCCAGUUUUACCAUGGUCAGGUGACGCAUCGAGUUGGGUUGUGGUUGCGAAUAGAAAAUAUCUGUCGCCCGAUCUUCAGCAAAGCCACGGUCUUACCAGAGAUCCAGCGCUUGGGUGAGGUUUGUCCAUACAUUCUGCAGGGUGUACCACGAGCAGACCGUAUAUCUAACACUAACGCAAUGUGUAAUGAUAUCGAGGUCCCUAUCGAGGUGCUUACUUCAACUGUCAAAACGCUACGUCGUGAGGAUAGUAGCCGUACGGCACUCCUUCAACAGGCUUUCUAUAACGUGGAAGCUGAAUACCCAGGUUUUUCGACCUACUUCACCUCGGGGCUCUUACAUCGCCUCGGGUUCUUUGAUGAUGCUAGUACAGCAGAAUCAGUGCUACGACUGUGCGUUCUAGAGGAACCCACAACUCAUCAGGUUCCCAUCCCAUACCACAGUUUGAGGUGCUUUCUUACCAAUGCCCUUUCGCUGAGGAGCACGCUAGUUCGAAUACCUGAGACGAUAAAGGAACGCCAAGCGUUUAUCGUCAUAAUCAGAGAUGUGGCUACCACGCUGCGAAAGUUCCUUGAUUCGAGCUCUGUUAUAUUUUCCGUGCUUGAAGAAGUCCAACGGAGUGCGCUCAAAGAACUUUUCAGGGAACUCAUGGUUCUCUGUCGUGAAUUCAGCAGUCAUUUGAAGAUUUACUUUACUACCGAAGACCACCUUGUCGAGGAACCGCUAUCGGAACAAUACCAUGAGAAAAACAAUUUCGCGGUGAACUCAUUUCGUGCGCCGCAGAACAUGAGACAAAGGGUAGAACACUCAGAAUAA